AUGACUGAGCAGCCGUUCGCACUCUCCCUCUCUCUGGCGUUAUGGUCUGUGCACCCCAUCAAUGGAGGCUCCACAAAUAAAAGGCCUGUGAGCCGAGUCGACAGCAACGACUUGUCAGGAAGAGACAAGGUGAAGGAAAAGGACAUGAGCGAGUCAAACAUCAGCCACCUGCUGGCUCCGCCCUCCUCCAGCAAGGCGGAUCAAUACGUAGACCACUACGUAGAUCACUACGUAGACCAGUACGAUCUGGACUACGGCAUCCCCCCCGAUGAGAUCCCGGACACCACGCAGGGUCAGGCCUUCUUCGUGGCCACCAUCGUCAUCGGCGUGGUCUUGGUCUGCAUCAUACUGGUCUGCGGCGUGGGAAACCUCAUCUUCAUCGCCACGCUGACACGCUACAAGAAACUACGCAACCUCACCAACCUGCUCAUCGCCAACCUGGCCAUCUCGGACUUCCUGGUGGCGGUGGUGUGCUGUCCCUUCCUGGUGGACUACUACGUGGUCAAGCAGCUGUCGUGGGACCACGGCCUGGUGCUGUGCGCGUCCGUCAACUAUCUGCGCACCGCGUCGCUCUACGUGUCUACCAACGCCCUGCUGGCCAUUGCGGUGGACAGGUACAUGGCCAUCGUCCAUCCCAUGAAGCCCCGCAUGAAGUAUGAAACAGCCUACUGCCUGAUAACCGGAGUCUGGAUUAUUCCCGUCCUCAUCUCCAUUCCGUCAGCCUACUUUGCCUCUGAGACCACGUACCCCCACGGCGGGACCACCGCCAGCCCAAGCGCUCACAAAGUCUUCUGUGCUCAGAUCUGGCCGGUGGACCAACAGGCCUACUACCGCUCCUACUUUUUGUUCGUCUUUGCCGUGGAGUUUGUUGGACCGGUCGUCGUCAUGGCAAUGUGCUAUACCCAAAUCUCCCGCGAGCUCUGGUUCAAGAACGUUCCAGGUUUCCAGACGGAUCAAAUAAGGAAGCGUCUGCGCUGUCGCCGCAAAACCGUGAUGGUCCUCAUCGGGAUCCUGAUGGCCUACAUCCUGUGCUGGGCGCCCUACUACGGCUUCACCAUCCUGCGAGACUUCCAUCCCACGCUGAUCUCCCGCCAAAAGCAUUCCCUGGUGGUCUUCUACGUCAUUGAAUGCCUCGCCAUGAGCAACAGCAUGAUCAACACCUUCUGCUUCGUCAGCGUCAAGAACAACUCAGUGAAGUACCUGAAGAAGAUCGUGCUGCUGCGCUGGAGGUCCACGUACGCCCCCAGUCGGACUGCGGACGAGCUGGAUUUAAGGACGGUGUCUUUGCCGGCCACGGAGGAGAUAGAAUGCAUCCAUCUGAAGUGA
Doryrhamphus excisus (bluestripe pipefish) is the source of this 1326-nucleotide messenger RNA. The record is from RefSeq and is a predicted model, not a curated record. Lineage: Eukaryota; Metazoa; Chordata; Actinopteri; Syngnathiformes; Syngnathidae.